AGCUGAGGGGUUGCUGCGCAUUGAGUCGCUUCCUGACCUGGGGCAGCCGCUGGACCUGAGAGAGCCGGCCCGAACGUCCCCGGGUUGUCGCCAUUCGUGUCUCCGCCGACGCCAUCAUGCCGCUGUUUGCCUCUAACCCGUUCGAGCAGGAUGUCGAAAAGGCUACAAAUGAGUACAACACUGCUGAAGAUUGGGGUGUCAUUAUGGACAUAUGUGACAAAGUUGGAAGCACUCCUAAUGGAGCAAAAGACUGCCUUAAAGCCAUUUUGAAGAGAGUAAAUCACAAGGUACCCCAUGUUGCUCUGCAGGCACUAACUCUAUUAGGAGCCUGUGUUUCAAACUGUGGAAAAAUUUUCCACUUGGAAAUCUGCUCACGUGACUUUGCCAGCGAAGUACGUGUUAUAGUUAACAAGGCUCAUCCUAAAGUAUGUGAAAAAUUAAAAGCUCUAAUGGUAGAAUGGUCAGAAGAAUUUCAGAAAGACCCACAGUUUAGUCUAAUAUCAGCAACUAUUAAAUCUCUUAAGGAAGAGGGGGUUACAUUUCCUACAACUGGAUCACAGAGUCCCUCAAUUGCUGCCAAGAAUGGUGCAUCAUCAAGCAAAAACAAAGAGGAUGAAGAUAUAGCUAAAGCUAUUGAAUUAUCUUUGCAAGAACAAAAACAGCAGCAAACAGAAACAAAAUCUUUAUACCCAUCUGUAGAAGUUCAGCAGAACAAUCAGAAAAUCUCAAGAAAAGUGCGAGCCUUAUAUGACUUUGAAGCUGUUGAGGACAAUGAACUCACCUUUAAGAGUGGAGAUAUUAUUAUUGUUUUGGAUGACAGUGAUGCCAACUGGUGGAAAGGAGAAAAUCACAGAGGAAUAGGAUUGUUCCCAUCUAAUUUUGUGACCACUAACUUAAAUGAUGAGCCUGAGUCAGCAGCAACUGUGGAUAAGACCUCUUCUUCUGAAGACAUUACUGAGGAAGUUACAAAAGCUGAGCCUGAGCCAGUUUAUAUAGAUGAGAAUAAGAUGGAUAAGGCAUUGCAGUUACUUCAGAGCAUAGAUCCAACAGAUCCUAAUCCUGAUUCUUCUGAUCUUCUGGAUUUAGAAGGUAUCUGCCAGCAGAUGGGUCCCAUGAUAGAUGAAAAACUAGAAGAAAUUGAUAGGAAGCAUUCAGAAUUGUCUGAACUAAACAUUAAAGUGAUGGAAGCUUUGGAACUAUAUAACAAAUUAAUGAAUGAAGCUCCUAUGUAUUCUACAUAUGCAAAGAUGCACCACCCACCACCACACUACCCACCUACAUCAGCUGGCGUUCCAGUGCAGCCAUAUCCUAUACAUCCUCACAGCGGUAAUUAUGUAGUUCAUGGUGUUUCUCAAGGCUACAAUCCAGGAGGUGAUCAGAUUGGUCCACUGAGGUCCUUGCCUCCUGCUAUAAAUUCUUCAGCGACAUCCCAGCCUGCUCAGACAGCUUAUUUAAGCACUGGUUUAGAUUCUGUGUCCAAUCCUGCUUAUGUGAACCAGAAUUCUUGCCUUCCACCUGCUGGAACACUUCCUUACACCCAACAAAUGGGCAUGCCUAUGGAUAUGCUAGCCUACCAGAACACUGCAUCUAGUUUGCCUCAAGGCGCAUGCUAUCCAACAGUUCCAGCUCAUUCACUUCCACAACAGCGAACAAAUUACCAUCAGCAGCCUCUCCUGUGAAAAUGCAAAGUCUGUUCCUGAAAACAGUCUUGGAUGUUGCUGAUCCUUGUCAUUUAAUUGUCCCUGCAUUGAUUUGAGAGGAUACUUCUGCUCAAGGGAAUAGACAAACAAUUUCAAAGUUAAUUCAAGUUUAACUGUUUUUCUGCAUAGUUGUUUAAAUAAGAUGAACUGCUAGAGUGUGUGUGUGUGAUUUUUUUAAAGCCCUCAAAUCCUGGCUUACAUAGUGUUCUCUCUCCUCCCUAUUUACAAUGAGGCCUCCCUAAAGCAACUCUUCCUUGUAACAAGUUGCAUAAGAAGCAUUGAAAGCAAGUUAAUAUAUGCAUCUCUUCCUGUUUGUUCUUUCAAGACUUUAUUGAUGCCAUUGUUUUUAUGGAACCUUUGAAUUUGAAGUGCUGGCUUGAAAUCCAAUUUAUUUAGCUAAUUUGCUUUUUGGUUGGCACACCCAAGAUCAUCUUAACGUAUUGCAUUUUAUGAUUGUACAAUAAAAGACGUGAAUUUGGGAGAAGAAAACUUUGAAUGAUAGAAGAAGUUAAUGGCCUUUAUGGUUUCUGCCAGACUGGAUUUCUUAUUUGUGUUUCUCAGAAAAUAGUGCUGUUUAUUGCUGUGCAGUAGUUCUAAUUCCCUGUCUGAGAAGGUAGGGUCUGAGAAGUGCAUUUUUAGUACGUAAAUUAAUUUCCAAGCUCUAAUUGCUGCUAGAACUAGAAGUUUCCCCCUGUCUCCUCUCUCUGCUUUCAUUUCUUGGUGUUACUGAAUACUUAUUUGUAUGAAAGAAAAGCCUUUUAACAUUGAAAAGGCAUAUUUAUGCCAUGGUUUAUUUACAACAGAAACCCAUGAAUGGAUUUCUUUUGGCCUUAACUGGUAAAUACAUAUUGUUUAGGGUAAAAAUGAAUACCACGGUAAUGUGCAGUUGUAGUGUUUUUCAGGGAUUAGGAAGACUUCUUGUGCUGAUUUCAAGCACAAGUAGUCAAUUAGAAAGUUCAUUCAUUCCUUGUUCCCCAUUUUCUUAUCCAGAUAUUUAACAUAAUCAUCUGAACAGAUAGUUUAUAGCUUACAUAUGGCUAACCUAUAUACUGUGGAUGAGGGUGGGUUGAGGAGGGGAUGAAAUUAUUUAGAUAAGCAAAGGAUAAUGACUUAGAUAUAUGGAAAUCUGAAGGUGCUUAUAUAUUAGCCUGGAAAGUUUUUUGCAGUGUGUGCUGUACAAAUACAUGUUUCUUAAAAGUAAGGUCUGUAUUUGUCCAAAUCGAAUCUGCGUGUUGUCAGGUAGCCCCUUUCUCUUCUUAUACUAGUUCUAAAUAGGCUGUGCGAAAGCAUGGUGGUAGUCAAAUGAUUUCAUUUUGGACCAAUACAUUGUGGGUGUGGGGUUGUAUUUCUAGGAAAAACUCACUUGCUGCCCAUCUCUUCAUGUCAAUCUAUAUAUGCUUACAGUCUUUCUUCUUGGUGAUUUUUAAUUUCUUGUUUUAUCCGGUAAGAUUUAGAAUAGCAAAAUGGGACAUAUAAAACAAUUUAUUUUCUCUUUUCAAAAUGUAACUAAUUUCAAAGGUGCUCUUUAGAAUCCUUAUUUAGAGCAAGGUCAGUUUUUUCUCUCCGCUCAAAAUUUUAUAAAUAAGAUUAAGGUUUUGAAGAGCGUCGCUCCUUCAUAUUUGUCAUUACAUUAGGUAGUCACAGUUUUUAUUGAUUCACAAUCUUUGAUACUAUAUUGUGUGCCCAAUAUCUGACUGUGAUGUUGAGUUGAAGCAACCUUUUUCAUUGUACUUUGUUCUUUAUAUAUAAUAUAUAAAUAGUAUGUAUGUAUAUAUCCACUUGUUUGAGAUUUUAUACACAACUACAUAUAUACUCAUUGUCUAAAAAGAAAUCACAGAAAUUUUAUAUAUUUGCAUUUGGCAUUAUUGCUAACUGCUAUAAUCUUACAACACAUUUAUGCAGGUUGUAAAUAUGUACAAAUUCUGAUGUUAAAAUUGUGUAUUUAGUGUUUUGGUGUCAAUGAGGAUUUUCUUUCUUCCCUUUUCUGGACUAAAAUAUUAUUUAUUGUUAAGGUGAGAUCAUAAUUAUGCUGCCAAAGGAACUGACGACAAGAUUUCCAUAGUUAGGGCCCAAACUCCAUUGACAUUGGUGAGUGUUGAGACAUUGAUUUAAAUGGAGUUGAGAAUGUAUUGCAGGAGUAUACCUAUUUUUACAUUAAAAGUAAAUAGUAAAUGCUUUGCUUUUCAUAUAAGUUAAUAUUCGUAAUGAGGGUUGUAUUGUGAUUUUUUCCCCAUGGGUGUUAAAAUAAGAUGCAAUCUAUGGUUGUUUAGAAGUCAUUUUGUUACCUUGUACUAAAAAAUUAUCCCUCCUCCCCAGUUAAAUGUUAUCUAACAUUAUUUGUCAAGUCUAUAUCACCACCUGAUUCAACCUUUUAAAAGAGGUUCAUUCCUAAAAUAACCUUCAGUUCCCAAAGACCUCUGCGUCUGUUCAGUGUGUUAGAAAUUCCUGUAUUUCUCCCUGCCCUAAAAUAUUAAAAUACCCAGACUUAAACAA
Messenger RNA from Elgaria multicarinata webbii, 4193 nucleotides. It is a transcript of the gene STAM2, whose product is annotated as signal transducing adaptor molecule 2. Gene Ontology annotation, molecular function: phosphatidylinositol binding; ubiquitin binding. Lineage: Eukaryota; Metazoa; Chordata; Lepidosauria; Squamata; Anguidae. Bases 117 to 1679 code for a protein of 520 amino acids. The record is from RefSeq and is a predicted model, not a curated record. The transcript has 14 exons. Gene Ontology annotation, cellular component: endocytic vesicle. Gene Ontology annotation, biological process: signal transduction.